GGGUGGCCAUGCCUGUGCCUUGUUUCUGGGUGCACGGAGGUUCAUACCAUGUGGUAUUUGAACGAAUACAACGAAGAUCGAUCCGGCCUUAUUCAAAUGGGCAUAGAGAUGUUGGCAGUUAUUACGGACUGCGGGUUAAGCGAGAUCCCUUCUGUCUGUCCAAUCCCAGCAGACUUGGACCAGCUGUUUCUAUGGCACAGCAAAGACUGGCCAAGCAUGGCACAUGGUAUACUGAGUGUCUGCUAUGAUAAUUGCACCCCAAUUAAAGAAAGAGUGCAAAGUCAGGCGAGAACAGAUGGCGUUCCACAGGCAGAGGGCUGGGCCAAGUGCCCUUUCCCAGCGUGCCAUCGCAUCGAGAAGCCUGGAAACAAUACCGAGAAAUCUGGCGAUAGCCGCAAGCUGGACUUGCGGCCAGCCAAUGUUCUUCGGUUAUAUCUACAAUAUUUAUCCCAUCUCGUUCAAACGAGCCCCACCAUGCCUUUGUCGUCCCGUUUCGCGUUCGAAGAUGCAGCCCUGAGAGCUCAGAGUUCCCCGUAUUUAAUCGGCUAUGACCCACAUGCACACAUAUACUGAGGAAAGGCCUUGCUUGGCCUUGGCUUUGCACAUACUACAUGACCAGGGGCGUGAUGGAAAUUGCCUGAUGCCUAGUGUAUGCACUUGGCCUCGUCGACCUAAGACAACCGCUUGUCACUACUCUUCCAGCCCAGAACUGAGACUGCAGUACGCGCUGGUAGAUUGUGUGCUGUGCUGUGCUGCAUCAAGAAUUUUCGAAGACAUUAUCAUCCAAGCCAAGUUAGGCUCCUAUCGUCCUUACUGAAAACCGGGUCUUGCCGUCGAGAUAACCAAAAACGAAGAAUCGAAAAUAUUUUCCAAAGCGAGAUGUCAGUUUUGAGAAAAGACUUACGUUGUAGAAGAUCUGUGGCCUGAGGGCCGAGCUUUACAAGGC
Molecule: messenger RNA, 946 nt
Organism: Aspergillus glaucus CBS 516.65
Lineage: Eukaryota; Fungi; Ascomycota; Eurotiomycetes; Eurotiales; Aspergillaceae
Exons: 2
Coding region: 49-573 (174 amino acids)
Source: RefSeq, a predicted model, not a curated record